Messenger RNA from Onychostoma macrolepis, 1545 nucleotides. RefSeq lists its product as uncharacterized. The record is from RefSeq and is a predicted model, not a curated record. Lineage: Eukaryota; Metazoa; Chordata; Actinopteri; Cypriniformes; Cyprinidae. The transcript has 4 exons. The coding region runs from base 502 to 1545 and encodes 347 amino acids.
CACAACCAUCAACUCCUUCAAGCAUAUCUGCACUCACGGUCAUUUUUUUCACCAAAGCUUAAAAGCGUUGACUUGACUACAUACACUUCUCAUUUGUACAGUGAUGCUGUGCACAAAGCUGUUGAGACAAGCAUGCUAAAUGAACCAGACUCUGUUGCAAUGCAGGUAGAGUACAAGGGUACUCUGUAUAGGAAAGGGAACUUUAUUUGCCUUCAAUGUGAAGAGGAUUAUUCUACUUUGCAAGUUGGCCAGAUUGAGCUCAUUUUCGUUAAAGAUGAUGAAGUGACCUUCCUUAUGACUCCCUGCUCUGCAUUGUAUUUGUCUGACUAUGGACUUUUUGAAAUUUUGCCUACAACAAAGGAAAUGAUUUGUGUAAAUGCUGAAGAUUGUCUGGAUUAUUAUCCCUUAAAUGAAUAUAGUUUUAUGGGAGUAAAAGUAAUUACUCUCAAGCACAGCGUUGUUCAUCUGUAAAAAAGACAAUUCUCUCCUCUCCUAGCAGCGAUGGAUGCAUUUUUGCAGUUUGUUGCUAAUUUGUUCCCAAACCCAACUACUUCAAUACUAGCCAUAGAGGGUUUGAAGAGCCUAGGUGUGGAGACCAUCGAUGACCUACAGUUUCUAAAAGAACAGGAUGUAGCUGGCUUCCUAAAACCAAUUGAAGCAAGAAAACUAAUUGCCCAAAUCCCAAAUGUUGCUUCCACUCAGCAAACCACUACCAAUUAUACAUCUGCUGAAUACACCUCUGAUGCAUCCAGUUCACCUGGUCCUGGAUGCUCCACUUCACCAUCAAGCACUUUAACUGGAGGAUGUGAAACUAGCUCUGAAAGUUUGGUUUCUGACCAUGACUGGCAUUAUGAUUUUGUUGUUCCAUGGGAAAAAAUGCCAGCAAGUUUUAUGAGGAAGAUUAAAAGUGGGGAAAGGCCGAGUUGCUCUGAGAGGAGACAGCUGGUUCGCACUGUUGCUUCUGAAAUCCUGGAAGUCAGUAAAUGUUCAACAAAAAAACAUGUAUCAGAAAUAGCCCGAAAAAUUAUUAUUGCAUACCCAAAGUCCUUUAGAGAUGAGCUUAAUUCCCAGAUUGUAGGAAGUGGAUAUGACUCUCUCCUUAAACAACUAGUCUGUCGAAUUGACAAUUUAAAAAGAGCAAAAACUUCCACUAGACCACUUUGUGAUAUGCCAGAAGAGUCAAAGAAACGGAAAUUGGAGUAUGGUUGUAUAAAUUCAGAACCCCAGUUGCCAGUUGGAGAAACGUCAGAAUUGCAGCAGGAAAAAAAAGAUAAAUUGCUUGAAAUGGUUCAAAAUGAGGAAAGCAAUGUAAAGACAAUCUACAACUUGAUGACUGCUACCUACACCUUCCAAAGAAAUGACAUUCAGUCUGGAAAGGACACCAGAGAGUUACUUGAUGAGUGGCCAUAUCUUUUCCAGGCAGCAGGAAUGAAAGCACACUUUAAAGAGCUCACUGGCAUUGACAUGAAUGACAGCUUUGAAGAAGCCACUACCAGCACGUACAAUGAGAAUGUAAGAGACCGUGUGCGUCUGGUCUGCGACUGA